AUGUCUCUUGUUUUACAACAAAGUAGCAAGCAUAGAACAAUCAAGCGCUUUGAGUUGCGUGGAACUAGGUUACCAAUCCCUUUAUACUCUAUUAUCUAUGGUUGGGCUACAUGUUCCUAUGACUACUCCUCAAUAUGCUACACACUGUACUUCAAUUAUAAUGAGACUAUAACUGAGAAUGAGCUACCACAACUUGCACUGAGAGACAUUAAACCAGACAAUAAUGUUGACAAUAAAACUACUAAACCACUGAUUCAAGAGUUUGAUGAUCUCAGUAAGAUAUCACUGCUAUUCUCAACAACAGCCAAUGCUGUAUCUCAUUUAUUGUUCAUAUGGGCACUGUGGUGCCUGUAUAUUAAACACUAUAAAAGUUUUAAUAAGUGCCUGUUAGGAAUAUUGAAUUACUUUAAAGAGAAAUGCUGUGGUGUGGAGAGCGGUAAUGAAAAUGAACUACCAUUGGAUCCUUUUAAUGAUGAAACUAAAGACAGUGAUUUAAUAGAAACAGAUCCAAUAGAAACACUUUAUAACGAGAAAAUAGCGGAAACAAAGGAAAGGUCUAGAUUUAGUUUCUUUAGUACAGAAGAUGAGCGUACUAACACACCACUGCAAGGUGAACGGUUGUGUCAUUAUGUAACAUGGUUCAUCAUUGGGUUUACGCUGCUUGCUACUACUGCUGGAGUAUUCUUUUGGCUUUAUUAUCAACAGAAUAAAGGUAGAUCAACAGAUGAUACUUAUAAUCUUGAAAGAGCUGCUCUUGUGUUGUACACUUAUUCUUUAUUUCGUGUUCUGGUCAGUUGCUUUAUAUUCUCAAAGUUAAUGUAUGGAAUACAGAGAAGAUGUGAAGAAUUAAGAACUAUCUGUAUAUCUAGUCAAUGAGAUCUAUAAGAUUGCAAACAAACGUAAAAAGGCAGAAACUACUCCUGUUAC
Amphimedon queenslandica is the source of this 927-nucleotide messenger RNA. RefSeq lists its product as uncharacterized. The record is from RefSeq and is a predicted model, not a curated record. NCBI's taxonomy places the organism in Eukaryota, Metazoa, Porifera, Demospongiae, Haplosclerida, Niphatidae. The transcript is spliced from 3 exons. The coding region runs from base 1 to 876 and encodes 291 amino acids.